This is a messenger RNA of Argiope bruennichi, 654 nucleotides long. RefSeq names its product histone H2A. Gene Ontology annotation, molecular function: structural constituent of chromatin; DNA binding; protein heterodimerization activity. Lineage: Eukaryota; Metazoa; Arthropoda; Arachnida; Araneae; Araneidae. The coding region runs from base 90 to 464 and encodes 124 amino acids. The transcript has a single exon. Gene Ontology annotation, cellular component: nucleosome. The record is from RefSeq and is a predicted model, not a curated record.
UAUUAUAUCUUAAAUACCUUCCAUGAUUGUCACUGUUUGUUGUUUUUGAUUUAAAAGUUACUUUCUCACUUCAAAAACCGAUUUUAAAGAUGUCUGGUCGAGGCAAAGGAGGUAAGGUGAAAGGAAAAAGCAAGACUCGGUCCAGUCGUGCUGGAUUACAAUUUCCUGUGGGUCGUAUUCACAGAUUACUUCGAAAAGGAAACUACGCGGAGCGCGUUGGUGCUGGAGCUCCUGUCUAUCUAGCAGCGGUCUUGGAAUACCUGGCUGCUGAAGUUCUGGAAUUGGCCGGCAAUGCAGCCCGCGACAAUAAAAAGACUCGUAUUAUUCCUCGUCAUCUGCAACUAGCAAUAAGAAACGACGAAGAAUUGAACAAACUAUUGUCGGGUGUGACAAUCGCUCAGGGAGGUGUCUUGCCAAAUAUUCAAGCUGUUCUGUUGCCGAAAAAGACUGAGAAAAAAGCGUAAUUUUCCAUUUUUCGAAUUGAUCCACUAAAUUUCAUUGAUACCAAUAUCAUUCCAACACUGCUGUUUUAUUUCAACCUGUGUUGCAUGGAUUUUCUUUUACUGUGAGACUGUCGCUCUAUAUUUGACAUUGAUUGUGGCUUGUGUAACGUGUAAAAUAGUUCCAAUAAAUCAAUGUAGUGAUUUGGUUUUA